Molecule: messenger RNA, 549 nt
Organism: Fusarium mangiferae
Lineage: Eukaryota; Fungi; Ascomycota; Sordariomycetes; Hypocreales; Nectriaceae
Exons: 5
Coding region: 1-549 (182 amino acids)
Source: RefSeq, a predicted model, not a curated record
AUGGCCUCCGCUGCUCUGCAGGAAACUUGGUCGCGGAGGAACAUACCAUGCCUCGAGUGCAUGCUAUUCCUUGCGAGACUUGAACCUGAUAGAAUCCGACGGCACAGUCUCUGCUUAGAGAGCCCCCCAGGUGCUGCGCGCUGCCGUCGAUGCCAACAUCCCGAAACCUACAGCCGUUGCAUUGAGAUCCUUCGCGGAUCCGAGCUAGCCUGUAUAGCUGUGAACCUGAUCCAUGCCGUCAAAGCGUUCCAAGCCUCUAAGGAUGAGGACAAGAACGCACCUCAACUGAUCGCCAAUAUGCAAGCUCAGCAGACCCGUGCCCGUAAGGCCUGGGAGUCCAUAUGGGAGGUCAGAAAGCUCGAGGAGAAUCUGGAUGAGAAAGCACGAGAGGUUAGGCGGCUAGGGGAGAAGCUUGCUCAGAAGACAGGCGAGGUCAAACGCUUUGAGAAGAAGCUCAAUGAAAAGAAGUUGGCAGUAGAGAAGCUUAAGAACGAGAUCGGGCAGAGGAAGAACGAGUUGAGGGGACUCUUGAACAGUGUAGCAAUGUAG